Guyanagaster necrorhizus is the source of this 1207-nucleotide messenger RNA. RefSeq lists its product as uncharacterized. The record is from RefSeq and is a predicted model, not a curated record. Lineage: Eukaryota; Fungi; Basidiomycota; Agaricomycetes; Agaricales; Physalacriaceae. The coding region runs from base 218 to 904 and encodes 228 amino acids. The transcript is spliced from 4 exons.
AAGGCAAUGAACUGACUUGUGCUACCGCAGUCUUCUUCAGACAGGAGCUACAAAUACUCUACCGGCGCUUAUUUGCUUAUCCCAGGUUAUUUUUGAACACUCAUAUGGCCGAAUUCCGUAUGCAUCCCAUUCAUAGGCGACACAACGUGUCAAACGAUAGCAACUAUGAACGUGUCAUUGAAAAAGCAUCACGAAAACGUUGAGAAAUCAGCUCGUCAUGCGAAUGAAAUGUGUUUUAUUGACUCGAUAUUCAGACACACAAGAAGAUCAAGACAAGGAAGAUGAAGAAGCUCGACGGAAGGCUACGAAGGACUUAGUCCAGUCGUGGAUGGAUCGUCUCCAACUCAUUAGUUUAAUCGUGCGUACCGUUCUCCCGCACGAGAUACCUAUCAAUGUCCUUCAGACGACCUUUUUUGCCUCCGUCGAGGCUGGUUUGCUUCAAGUAUCAACGCCGAGCCAGGGGGACGCCACCUCAGCAUGGGAGCGAGCAUGUAAUGCAGGUCUCCUUGGGGCCCUAGUCGUCCAUGUCACUGCAUCCUUUAUAUCCUUCUUCGCAGCGUUCUUCUUGAUUCGCUUCAAGAUCAUAGAAGCUAACAAGGAAGAGCUUCGAGCAGGAGGCACCGCUCAGCCUGACGAAAUAUGGUGUGCGAAUCCGCGCCUUGUCCAGGCCGGCCCAUUCCACGAACAGCUGCCCCUCGACUUGCUAAACAAAUGCCAUUUAUUGACCAUCCUGCUCUCGGUGUUUGGGUUCGCGCUGGCAUUGAUGGGUAUCCUGUGCCUCUCCUGGGCAACACAGCCUGUGAGCGUCAGCAUCUUCACCAGUGCCUGCCUUUGCAUAUGCCUAGGAGCCACAGCCUUUAUCUUUGGAAUAAACAAAGAUGAAAGUCUGAUAUUUCGUACAUAACCUGUUCUUAUCGUAUGUUCUGAACAUUCAAGUCGGCGCCAGACGCGUCAGAAAGUAACAUCGACAAACAAACAAGCUACAACUUUUUUUUGAAUUAUUCCUCCGGCAGUUCGAUACCAUGAAUGGGGGUCAACGCAGGGAUCCUGCCUUGGUGCCCAUCUAUGCCGCAGGAAAGGAGCCCUUGCCUGCUGGCGUCUCAGAAGAGGAACGGCCCCAGUAUGAGCAAAUGAUGAGAUACCAGACCUACAUGUCGAUGGCCAUGGAGUCCUGCGCAACCAAGGCUGCUUUCGCUGGUAUUGGUGG